This is a messenger RNA of Drosophila novamexicana, 1776 nucleotides long. RefSeq lists its product as uncharacterized. The record is from RefSeq and is a predicted model, not a curated record. The transcript has a single exon. The coding region runs from base 1 to 1776 and encodes 591 amino acids. NCBI's taxonomy places the organism in Eukaryota, Metazoa, Arthropoda, Insecta, Diptera, Drosophilidae.
AUGUGGCCAGCCGUGGUUGCUCUCCUGCUGCUGGACAGUACAGGCAAUCUGGCAUUAACGGUAAACGAGCUGCUGAAACGCAGCCACCAGGAGCAGCAUUGCGAGACGCUUUUGUUGCUCAGGCACAGCCGCCAGCUGCCCUGCAGCCAAAUGGAGCAAGUGGCGGCUGCCGCCACGUGGCCCGUUCUGCGCUUUAGCAGCGAGGCGAACUUUUAUCUUAAGAGCAGCCAGAGCACAGAAAUGUUGGCACUAAUAUGUCUGACUGGGCAUGUGGAGAUGGAUCUGGCAUUGUGGCAGGCACUGGCCAACAAUCUGUACAACAUGCGGCAUGCGCGGCUGCUCCUAUUGCUGCAGCAGGCAACGGCACAGCCUUUGCAACAACAGCUCCGGGAGCUGGCUAACACUGCGCGGCAGCUGCAUUUUCCUCAUGUGGUGCUGCUGCAGCUGGCCACAGGCAACGCCUAUCAACUGCAGCCAUAUGCAAAGGAGCACUGGCUACAGCUACAGCCAACUAGCAGCCCGAUCUUUGCCAGGCAAUACAACUACCAUCGGCUGACGGCACGCACGCUGCCCGAUCAGGUGUCGCCGCGUUCGCUGGGCUAUCGGGAUCGGAAGACCGGUGAGCUGCGCAUGACGGGCUUUGUGGCCAAGCUGAUGCAGGAGUUUGCGCGCGUGCACAACAUCUCGUUGCGAUGGCAGCGCCAGGUAAUUAUUGGGCAUCAGCUGUCCAUCAUAAUGCUGCGCAACAUGACGCUCAAUGGCACGCUUCAGCUGCCCAUAACGCUGUGUGGCUACGAGCUGCCCACCAAAGAGGGCUACUACACGUAUCCGUUCGAUGUGGCCGAGUGGUUUGUCAUAGUGCCCUGUGCCCAGGAGAGGCCCACGGCCGAGGUGUACCUAAUAGUGUGCAGCUGGAACAUGCUGGUUGUGCUCCUCGGCAGCUACUGUGUCUUUGCGCUGCUGGACACUUGCUUUGGCUGGCUGCUGAUGCAGCAGCAGGUGGAUUGGACCAAUCUGGUGUUCAAUGAGCGCAUGAUCUCGGGCAUUAUUGGACAGCCGUGCAAGCUGUACGCACAUGCCACGAACAGCUCACGGCUGGCUCACGCCCAGCUGUUCCUGCUGAGCCUGAUUUUUAGCACACUGUUUGCAGCCCAGUUGAAGACGCUGCUGACCAAGCGACCCAUGGAACGGAUGGUUACCACUUUUGAGGAGCUGCGAGACUCUCAUUUGAGCAUUCACUUUGCCGAGGGCGAACACUUCUAUGUGAGCAUGAUGAAUCUGGGCACUCCCAUCGACAUCAUCAGAUCAAAGAUCACAUUUCUACAGACAAACCUCUUUUAUAAGGAACGCAAAAGUAUGAACAAGUCGAAAGCAUUCUCCAUGACAUCCACCGAGUGGCAGAUUAUCAAAGAGCAGCAGAAUCUAUUCCAAAGGCCUGUGCUAUGCUUUCAGCCUGGUCUGAUCUUUCGCUACAAGAUUCUCGCCUCCGUGCCCUUGCAGGCGAACUCCAUCUUCGCGGAGCCACUGGAAGAGCUCAUGCUUCGAGUGCACGACACGGGACUCCUGUUGCACUGGAAGAAGCAGUCCUUGGGCGAGCUCAUCGCACUUGGCGAGAUCAGUGGCAAGGAUCCGUAUCCGUAUGUGCCCUUUUACGACUUCAAGGUGGGCGAUUUGUUCUGGGUCUGGCUUGGCUGGGCAUGGGCCUUGUGCCUGGCAUUUGUAGUCUUCUUGUGUGAGUUAAUUGUUUACCGCAUGAGCAAGUAUUUAAAUAAUUAA